This is a messenger RNA of Cucurbita pepo subsp. pepo (vegetable marrow), 817 nucleotides long. The record is from RefSeq and is a predicted model, not a curated record. Lineage: Eukaryota; Viridiplantae; Streptophyta; Magnoliopsida; Cucurbitales; Cucurbitaceae.
UCCACACCCUCCGUGCCGCAUCUCGUGCGAAUCUCUUCUCUUCCGAAGUUAACGAAGUAAUUGCAACAAGACUGAAGGUGAAUGGCUUCCGUCUUCGCCGCGCCGCCGUCUCAACUGGUUCUCUCUUCUCACCGCCCAAGUUUGGAUCACAAAGCCUUUCUUCCUUCCAUCGUCGGCGUUAAAUUUCAUCGGAAUGGCUUUCCAAUUCCUUCUUUCAGGGAAUUUUUAUUAGUUUGCGUGUUCAGCAGUCCUCUACGAUCCAUCGCAUUAGACACAAUUAUUUCAGAAGAUAUCUGGACUGUUACCCUUGCAAUGAGCAUGUUAACAUGGAAGUUCAUCUGUUGCUUAGUUCUGUUAAGUGAAUCCACCUUGAUUCUCGUGAUGGAAAUGGAAUUUGGCAGGUACAAGAACACCAAAAGAUUGAAAUUGAGGCAAAGAUCUUUUUCUAUAACAGCAUCAAAUUCCUCAGAUGGGAAUUCCACCAAGGAGAAAAAGGAUGGAAGUAAAGUAACUGGUGAUGCCCAAGGUCCUCCAUUUCUUACCAUUUUGGCUGGCUUUUUUGUCUUUUCCCUCGUCCUUUGGAUAGUCAGUUCCUCUGUCACAACCCUUAUAGCUCUAGUCGUCAAGUUGAUCUCAACAAAGUAGUGUUGCAUUAUUGGCAACACUAAUCCUCCCAAUUAUGUUUAGUUUUGGGGAAGGACCUGAAUAUAGGCAGUUGAUUUGGUAAGACUCAAGUAAUAAAAAUGCACAUUGACUCAUUCUGUAGUACUCUAGUUGAAUCUUCUUUAUAAGUCAUUUUCUAGAGUCGUUAUCAUCA